UGUUGUUCCAGUGAUACAGUAAUUCCCACACUAUUAUUCCAGAAUGUGCUGGAAAUUAUUAACAAGUGUGUGAGUAAAAAAAUUAGGAAGCAAAAAGCUACAGAGGGAUUAAAAGAGAGAGAAAGAGCCUCUUGAGGGGACACAAGAGCGAAUAAUAUUGACAAAUACGAAGACAAACAGAGAGAACUGAUACCAACAGAUGGGAAACAACAGUAAUCGGUGGUCAGCAGGGCACAAGUAAUUGUGAUGAAGACAAUUAAAAGGAAGCGAAGAAACUAAUAGAUUAAGCAAGAGCUUGAAUAACAACUAUUAGAGCGACCAUUAGUGUGAACUGAGACCAGGAGCUGAACCAUAAGAGUGGGACCAGAGUGGGACCAUAAGAGAGGAACCAUAAGAUUGGGACGAUAAGAGUGGGACCAUAAGAGUGGGACCAUAAGAGUGGGACCAUAAUAGUGGGACCAUAAGAGUGGGACCAUAAGAGUGGGACCAUAAGAGUGGGAUCAUAAGAGUGGGAUCAUAAGAGUUGGGACUAUAACAGUGACCAAAGGAGCAAGCAACCACCAGGGUGAACACAAUUCAGCAGACUGACCACAGAAGUGAGCACAAAUCAGCAGAUAACACCCACAAUAGCAAACAGAAAGGAAGACAAGACCCACAGGAUGGACGCAGCUGGACUUUUAAUGUUGGAAAACCCAAUCAAGAUAAAUUCUGAUGGAGAGGAAAUGGACCAAGCCAUUGAUGAGUCGAUAGAAGAAUGUGAGGAAGACUUGGACGUUAUACACAGUGCACUGGACCUGGAACCUGGAGAUGAAGAUGACGAAGAGGAAGAAGACCUGACAGAGAGGGAGAGAGGAGAGAAAAUAAUUGACAUUCUCAUCCCACCAUUUGAAUGGCAAGACGAACAAGACUGUAGAUGGAUCCAGAGAAUAGAAGAAUGUGAGGAAGACUUGGACGUUAUACACAGUGCACUGGACCUGGAACCUGGAGAUGAAGUAUCAUCAGAAUCCCGCCAUAAAUAUUACCUUGCUCACAUUCCAGCAGCACUUACAGUAGCAGAAACCACUUGCCUCCACUAA
This is a messenger RNA of Cherax quadricarinatus, 1076 nucleotides long. NCBI's taxonomy places the organism in Eukaryota, Metazoa, Arthropoda, Malacostraca, Decapoda, Parastacidae. The record is from RefSeq and is a predicted model, not a curated record.